Molecule: messenger RNA, 2203 nt
Organism: Pomacea canaliculata
Lineage: Eukaryota; Metazoa; Mollusca; Gastropoda; Architaenioglossa; Ampullariidae
Exons: 4
Coding region: 663-1367 (234 amino acids)
Source: RefSeq, a predicted model, not a curated record
AAGCUCAGAUCAUGGCUAUCGGCCGUGAGAUAACAUGGAUUGGAAGAGUACUACAAUCGAACAACAGUAUUAAUCCAAGGACGGAAAGAAAACUGCCUAUUCCUCUAAAAUGAAAAUAUGACUACUUGUGACAUUCUAAGCUAAAAACAUUCUUGUCGUAACCCUUAACCUAAUUUUUUUUUCUCAACAAAAGUCUUACUACGAGAUCUGAGAGCUCACAACAUGAGCAUGUGCUAUGAUCAAAAAGAUUUCAGACAAGCAAUCGAUUAAGGUUAACAGUGCAGUGCCCUGAGCAUCGAAUUCAAAGUGUCUGAUUGAAUUUCCAUAUAUAUAUAUCAGAGAUUAGUUUGCUUGUUGACAAACGUUCUAUGCAUCAAAUGUUUGCCCCUAAUCCACUGGUGAUCUUUGCACACAACUUUGCUAAACUUGAUCAACCGUUCUACAUUUGAAGGCGUUUGGAAGUAUUACAUUUAAUAUAUUUAGAAAAUGCUUAGCGCCAGGAAAGUGAAAACUACUUAACAUGGCCUAGUGGGGUUUAGGGUGUCCUGACUCGUUAAAGCAACAGUAGGUGGAAGGAAUCAUUUCAACAAACCUAUUUCUCCCAGCAUUUGUCUGUGUGGACUCUGUUCACGGUGCACACUGUCGGCCGAUCUCCUCUCAAAAUGAGCAACGACUUCAUCUACAUGAUGGUGUGUAUGUCACUGUGGUUAUGUGUGACAUCAACUGAUGGCUGUCUUACAAUAGAAAUACUCGGCAACGUUUCUAUUAACGAUGUUAUCGAAGUAGAAGAAAAUUCAGAUGUCAACCUAACAUUUUAUGUCAACACUAACUCCUGUGAGAAGAUUACACCAGCAGGUCCUUUGAAGAUGUCAACAAUGAGAAAACAAAUGAUAAUUGACGAAUGCAAGAUUAUGUUAACAAAAACAACCUGCCAAAAGUCAAUGCAAGACCAACCGUGUUCCUGUCUGUAUCCUGACAAAACACUUGUCCAGUUCUACAAAUCAUUCGAAGAGACUGAUUAUCAAGUCUACUUUUGGCUGUGGCCUCCGUACAAAGAUGAAGUAGGAGACGUAACCUUUGUGGUCAGAAAACCAAGAAUGGAGACGGAGUGUACUAAGACCUGUAACGAUACAAACCAGACAGAAGCAGAUGUGUGUCUACCUCUUCUUUACGUCAUUGUGCCGUCUGCAGCUGCUGUCAUCGUCGUAGUCGCCGUUGUUGCUUUUGGAUGCCUCGUCAGACGACUAUGUAAAGCCAGAAACAUCACCCAUGAAGAGGACUCAGAUGAAGAUGCUCAUCCGCAGGAACUAAUCCAAGAGCUGGCUGCAUCACAGUCAAGACGACACAGACGACACAGAGAGCAAUGAAGAAUAAAUACAGUUGAGAUCACCGGCAACAGUUAUUUUUCUCUCAAACCUGUGUGACAAGCGGGGUUUGUUUGUUUGUUUGUUUGUUUGUUUGUUUGUUUGUUUGUUUGUUUGUUUGUUUGUUUGUUUGUUUGUUUGUUUGUUUGUUUGUUUUCCUUAAUCGAGUCAAUGUUAUGGGACAUCUGACCAAGUUUGGCAAGUUUUUGUUUAUUAACCUUACAGGAAAUCACAGGAAACCUAUGGUUUUAAGUGACUGCUUGUGACAUUGGAGAGGUAAAUUUUGACAUGUUGACUUUAAUCGAAAUAUUGCCAAUAGUUUUGCUAAUAUUAAAAUUUUUAGAGGAAGUUUUAAGCUUUGACACUCUUGCCUGUUGAUUAAAGGCUUUCCGACGCUGCUGACAUCACCUGUAGAUGUCAAAUUUUAGUUGUAGCCACUAGGCAGUCUUUUGUGUCCUCAAUAUUUUGUUGUUGUUGUUUAUAAAAAAAAUCUCGGUAAAGAACUGGAUAAUAAUUUUGCAACUCUGUGUUUGAGGAUAACAGAUUAUAUUGUAUUAGUUUGAUUAUUGUUAAUUGGAAAAGGAAAGAAAAAUAAAGAACAAUAGUUAAUAAAUAUAUAUAUAUUAAAUUAAAUUAGCUGGUGGCUGAAAGAAUUCGUAAAAAAAAUGAAUAUUUUUGUGAGAGUGACGAUUGCCUUGCGUGAAUAAAUGAUUUAUUACUAAAUUAAUUUUAUUGUAAUGUGUAUACUUUGUGUAAUGCAUGUCAAUAAACAGAAUAAAGAAAAGCAUGUGGUACACAGCACUUUGUUGAUGUUUCGCUGAUAUUCAUGAUACUAACCU